Messenger RNA from Exophiala oligosperma, 5246 nucleotides. RefSeq lists its product as uncharacterized. The record is from RefSeq and is a predicted model, not a curated record. The transcript is spliced from 8 exons. Lineage: Eukaryota; Fungi; Ascomycota; Eurotiomycetes; Chaetothyriales; Herpotrichiellaceae. Gene Ontology annotation, biological process: transmembrane transport. Gene Ontology annotation, molecular function: transmembrane transporter activity. Gene Ontology annotation, cellular component: membrane. The coding region runs from base 3554 to 5125 and encodes 523 amino acids.
CUUCUUUUCCCUUUGGCAACUUCAUACACACCUUGGGUUUUCUCAUGAACAGCCUAUAGUCUUUUGCUAGCCGGCCUUUCCUCGCCUCUUUUUUCAUUCUUUCAAUACACAGGCGCUUGUCGCCAUUUUUCCCUUCUUGUCUCUUGCUGCACGGGGCCUAGGUUGGCGGGGGAGUUUUUUUGCAUCUCUAUUUGUGGCCAACUGAUCGCCACUUCAACCAAGAAACAACCCCCCUGAUCGCGUGGUCUCACGAUCGUAUCGCACCGAUAAGCCGUCUGAUUGCCAGUUUAGAUCUGGCUGUCCCAUUUAGGAGCUCUGAAGUCUACCUUUUCGAGGGUACAACACCGUCGUAUCAAUCCAACUUUUCGUCUCCGGGCAUUCCCAGUCCACCCUCUUAUUCGCUGUCCCCCACCACCCCUUCCUUCUACUCUCAUGGGUGUCUGAGAGGACCCUUGCGGACCCUGACGAACUUCGGACUGGAUCUUUCAUCACUAGUCGGCGAUACAGAUCGAGCUGCGGCGCGACCUUAAAGAUACCUAAACGGCAGCUUACCAUCCAACACCCAUCAGAAUCCCAAGGCUUCUAUCCAUCAAGCCAUUUGGUAUCAUUGCUCUGCUAAAUUUCCCAUAUCUGGAAUUUAGUACACAAAAUUUUAUCCUGUGGCUAGCGCCCUAUAUUGCCAAGGCCGACAUAGCAUCCGCCGGGCUUCGAUACCCCAAAUCCACUCAUUGUUACUCGAUGCUGCCACGACAGAAGGUCUAGACCACUUCACUCCCAUUUAGUGUUGUUUCCACAUGCAACACAGAGCAAAGCCAGUCACAACUCACCGAACUGCUUGCACGGCAGAUCCUCCGGACUGAACAACAAGAUCCGCAUUCCCCCCCCAUUUUCUUGGCGCCUCGGCAUGGACAUGGGCUAUUGUGGCGGAGUUCUCCCGUUCUGUGCCUCAUGGGCAUUACUCAAGCUUGCGAGUCGGUCUGACCUCAAUCGCUAGAAGCAUGAGCAAAGAGUGGUAUUCGUGGUGGUAUAUCCAGGCUUCAGAAUGACAAUACAUCCGAGAGAUGGACAACAGACGCAUAAUGCGUCAGCCGAAGGCUCUUAACGGGGGCUUGGGCAAAACUCGUGCGACGAUGAAGAAAUCCUUCCGGAACCGGAUUCUCUACUAACGGAGUCGGCAGCAUCUCUACGUUCACGCGGCUGUGUUGUGCUUGUUGUCACAGCCACUCAACCUUGAUCACCCUGGAUUGAAAUGAAUUGGAGCUCUAUGCUACCCAACUAUACGCUCGAUUUGCUAGAAUUGCAGACCCUGGCCCUGCUCACAAGUGGCUUGCACGAGACUCUCCCCGCAAUUCGCCUCGAACCGUCAGAGCGGCUUCCGUACCUGAUUGAAUUGCUCCAUCAAUGAAACUCCUCCAGCCGCCGGCAGCCCAGUCUGAGUUGGCGAACAGUACAGCACCUUGCCUCCUGCGCAGGGCUUCGAGAUACUUUACUUCCAUCCCUGGUCGGUACCACACCCUGUAAGUGAUUAGCAAGAUGAACCCUGCAAUUUGACAAAGGAAGACUCACCAUGCGCCCUCUGCAAAUUCAUCCUUGGACCAAUUGUGGAAGACCUGGAUAUUGUGUGAGUAAAUGCUCGGCGAAUCAUGAACCUGAACACUUACCAAUCGGUUCACAUCCAUGGGUGCAAAUUUUUUUACAGCUUUCAAAGUUUCAUCGAUGUUUUCUUCGGCGUGAAUAUGGUUGGCAUCACAGCCGAAGAAGACGCAAUGAGUAUAGCCAGCGGGCGUCUUUCCAUCUGCGAGGCCAAUUACCAGCUUGUUGUCCGGGUAUGUUACGCCACUCCACGACCGCAUCUCGGGGUCUUUGAUCUCUGCGUGGACUUUGACGCACUGGUUCACAUGCUUUAAUUUGGACGCCUCCGUUUUCUCUGCAAGCAGCGGCGGAUUGAAGGCGAUCUUGCUCAGCACGUUCAACGGAGCUGUGCAGAUCACGCGCUUGGCCUGAAAUGCUCGACCGUCGCGUGUGGUCACGCGGACGGUAUUGUUUGUCGAAUCGACUCGCGAUAUGACGGUGUUAAAUGAAUAUGCAAGAUUACUCGUUGCAAGCGCUUCGUUGAAGAACCGACGGGCAAACUCCGAUUGACCACACUUCAACUUGAAGACAAUGAUAGUGUCCAACAAUGUCCUAUAGUCAUAGUUUCCAGCUGCCCACCAACGAAGAAAAUCCAGGAACGCCGAAUUCUGAGCUGUGCCGCCACUGCACAGCAGAACGAAAGACUCGAUGGCAUGGCGUUCGUCCUCAGACAGGUCAUGCCUGAUCUGGGCAAUGCGAUCAGCGACCGACAAGUUGGCAUAUUUCAGUACGUUCUUAUUCCAAUAUGCGUCGAAAGGGAAUGGCAUGACCGUUUUGCCAAAAUUGCCAUCAACGUUGACGAACUUCUGCAUCGCUCGAGAAAACAUCUCAUCCUAUGCUGAUUUAGCUGCCGUCCGCAAACACUUCGAUGUCACAAACCUCUUCCUCAUGGCUCAUAGUCCUGCGACCAGAGCGUGUUGCGAAGCUGAAGUAGUUGUGCUUUUUGGUGAAAUCGGUCGAAUGGACCAGCUCAUUGAUCAUGCCAUAUCUUGACAGUUCUCGAUACACAUGCGGCUGGAACCAAUGCACCCAUGUACCCCCCAUUUCAUAGGGAUACCCAUCGAUAUUGGACGACCACGUCCGUCCACCGAUACGGUCUCGACCUUCGAGAAGUAGUGUCUUAACGCCUAACAUGACCGUCAUCAGUUUCAUGUUGAAUAUUCGGCAUUUGACGCAAACAACGUACCUGAAGUAGUCAAGUCUCUUGUGGCAGUCAGGCCAGUGUAGCCUGCGCCAAUGACUAUCACGUCGAAGACGGCAUCCGAUUGCUUGAUAUUUUGUGAUGGCUGUAUCACUCCCUUUGACGGAAUGCCAGCAACGAGUCCACCGCUCGGGGUCCAGUGCCACCCUUCUGACGAUUUCGCAAUGCCUGCCAUUUUCAUUCAGUGUGUGACUUGUUGGGAGAACCAACAAACGAAAUCCAGACCGAAUGUUACUUCGUUUUAUAUUUUUCGGAGCUGAGAAAACGUCUCAUGAUGUUCGCGCACAUUGCAGUACGGCCUCGAAGCAUCCAGGAGCAUAUGCAGGGUAGGAGGAAGACGAUGCCACCCAACACCAGCGUCUCAGAGCAUCUCAUUGGCUGCUGGCAUGGACGCCCCAGGGGGCUUGUCGACGAACUUCCCUUUUCGACUUCCCCACGUCUCUCACCUGAUCCGACCAAGGCUAGGGUUCUGGAGCCGCUCACUUAACUUUCCCUUUUGGGCGAACAGUCUACACGCUCUGUUCGUAUCCUCGAAAGCUUCAUCAUCCCCGGACCAAGUUAUUACCCCUUCUGGGGAUGACUCUUGCCCCGGCCUGUGUUUAAAAUGCAGUAUCAGUACCGCUCAUAUCCCCUCAGACAUGACGACCAGAAAUCUUCCUCGUCCAACCCAACGAUCACGAUAAUUGCAGAAUCUCACUCUGCACUGUUCAGACCUAUACCAUGAGCUCCCAUAUCGAUACCAAACAAGAACAUGGCUCUCAUUGCCAUGAGCCAGAGGUCAGCCUUGCCCAAGUCGAAGCCCUUCGGCAAGGCACUUUCGGCACCACCGAUCUAUCGACGCUUGGCCUCGCGGAGGCCGCCGAACGAGACAUUGGCCCUCUUGAUAUCAUCUGCGUCGGGUGGAACAUUUGCAACAGCUGGAUCGGGUUGGCUGCAACUAUAGCUUUGACGAUUGCUCAAGGCGGUUCAGUCACCUUGAUAUACGGCGUCAUUGUGUGCUUCGUCAUGGUCGGCUGUAGUGGGCUGACUCUUGCCGAACUGGCUUCCGUGUACCCGACAGCGGGAGGCCAGUAUCACUGGACUUCGAUCUUGACCCCAGCCAAACCAGCACGCAUCUUGAGUUAUGCUUGUGGCAUUACCAAUGUAUAUUCUUGGAUUGCCACCUCUGCUGGAAUCGCAAUCAUAGUAGCGCAAGUGGUAAUCGGCAUGGUCAUAUUCACCCACCCUGAUUAUGUCCCUGCAACAUGGCAUUAUUUCCUCGUAUAUCAGGCAGUCAACCUUGUCCUCUGCCUGCACAACAUCUUCACCAUGAAGCGAAGUAUGUGGAUCAACGAUGUGUCGUUUGCCGUGACCUUGACCGGCUUCUUCGCCAUCAUCGUGACGUGCUUAGCCCGGGCUCCCCACAAGCAGUCAUCCGAACUGGUCUGGACAGAUUUUGUCAAUGAGAGUGGAUGGCCCAACGGCGUCAGCUUCCUCACGGGUCUCGUCUCACCGAAUUACAUGUAUGCUGGCAUUGACGGAGCCAUCCAUCUGGCCGAGGAGUGCAAGAAUCCGGCCAAAGUUGUUCCCAGAGCCAUCGUCAGCACACUCACUAUUGGGUUCAUCACCAGCUUCGCCUUUGCCGUGAGCAUGACAUACUGCAUCCAAGAUUUCACCGCUGUGAUUGGGACUGUAACCGGUGUCCCGGUAUAUGAGAUCUGGCACCAAGCUACUGGCUCGAAAACUGCAGCAAGCAUCUUCAUGGCCGUGGUCCUCCUUGCCGCUCUGGUCGCUCUCGCUGCUGUGCAACAAACGGCAUCCCGCCUGACAUGGUCGUUCGCCAGAGACAGCGCCCUGGUCGGCUCUCAAUUCUUCGGCCAAAUCCACCCUAGGCUUGGUGUUCCAGUAUGGUCACUGGUGGCGAAUGCCUUCGUGGUGCUCAUCAUCGGCUGCAUCUACCUCGGAUCCAGCACCGCGUUCAAUGCCUUCAUCGGCACGAGCCUUCUCUUGCAACAGAUCACCUACGCCUUUCCCGCGGCGCUCUUGAUGUACCGGAAGCGGAAAGCUCGCUACCUGCCGGUGAACCGACCGUUCAAGCUACCUGGGGCUUUUGGGUGGAUUGCCAACUUUGCGACAGUGGCAUUUGCCGUGGUUGUACUCAUCUUCUACAACUUCCCCGUCGUGUUGCCCGUGAUCGGUUCGACCAUGAACUACACCUCAGCGGUGAUUGCAGCCAUGGCGCUGUUUGCAGCUAUCAAUUGGUUCAUCCAUGCGAGAACCAAGUAUCAUGGACCGAGACUGGCAGAGUUCUAGUCAGGAGGAAGCCUUGUUCGAUUCUUCAGCCCAUCAAGCUGAAAAAUGCUGCCGUCACCAUCAUUCGUUUAAUAGUCCGUUGUAUGUAGGGCCGAGCCUCGAGAACAAUCAUACUUUUACU